AUGGCUACAACUUCAAGAGAUAAAAAAUUGAGAAUCUGGGACAUAAGAUCCGGCAAAAUCUUGUCUGAGGGUCCCGGUCACACCGGCGCCAAACCCUCUCGUGUGACCUGGUUGGGCAAUACCGACAGAAUACUCACCACCGGGUUCUCACGUUUGUCUGACCGUCAGGUUGGUAUCUGGGAUGUCAAUAAUAUUGUCAAUGGGCCAAUCGACGGAUUUGUGGUUAUUGACUCUUCUUCCGGAGUAUUGAUUCCAAUCUAUGACGAGUCAACUUCCAUCUUGUAUUUGGCAGGAAAAGGAGACGGAAACAUCCGUUAUUACGAGUAUGAGGAUGACAUCUUGUACGAUUUGUCGCAGUACGCUUCAACUGACCCUCAAAGAGGUUUUGCUGCUGCUCCUAAACAUACUGUUGCAGUCAAAGAGAAUGAGAUUCUCAAGUGUUUUAAAACCGUCAAUGAUUCAAUGGUUGAGCCUAUCUCUUUCAUCGUUCCCAGACGCUCUGAGUUAUUUCAGAGUGACAUUUACCCCGACUGUCCCUCAACUGAACCAGGAUUGUCUGCCGCUGACUGGUUUGCAGGCAAAUCUUGUCAUGGUCCCAAGUUGAUGAGUAUGGAAGCUUUGUAUGAAGGUACAGAACCCACCUUGAGAGACGCGGAGCCUGGCGUCAGUAUAUCGAAAGAGAAGGAGGCGAAGGAAGAGGAGAAGAAAUCUGCUGCCAAAUCAGCGAAUGAACCUAAGGAACUGAAGUUAGUCUCAACCCCAAAGCCAGAGUCCUCAACACCAAAGGAAUCCACUCCCGAGUCGAAAGCCGAAGUCGACGAAGUUUUGAAAUCAUCCACAAGCGUCAAUAAGAUGUUGGAGAAGGUGAAUGAUGAAUCGGACCCUGAGGAUGACGUGCCAGAUGUUGACGAUGGAAAUGAAGAAUGGGAGGAAGUUCAAAAAACUGACGUUCCUUCUAUCAAUUCUGUGCAAUCAGAAGAAACUGCAAACAGCCCUGCAACUACGCCAAAAACCUCUGAACCUUCCGAAGCCACUACUAAAAACGCCCCUGAAGUUGUUUUAUCCGAACAGCCCAAGUCUGUUGUAGCUGAGAAAUCACCCGAACCCGCUGUUUCUUCUCCAGUAAAGAAUUUGACCCCAGAGCCUGCUGCUCAAGAUGAUAAAGCCACAAAGACGCCCACGGCUCCCACUUUAAAAGGUACCGUUGAACGGCUCUCAAGCUUGGUUGAUUCGUUAGAAUCUCAGAUCGAAAAGUUGACUCUUGCGAGCCAAGAAAAGGACGACAAAUUGGAUGCGUUGGAGAAGAAAAUUGACCAAUUACUCAACAAGUGA
Meyerozyma guilliermondii ATCC 6260 is the source of this 1332-nucleotide messenger RNA. It is a transcript of the gene CRN1, whose product is annotated as Crn1p. Bases 1 to 1332 code for a protein of 443 amino acids. The record is from RefSeq and is a predicted model, not a curated record. Lineage: Eukaryota; Fungi; Ascomycota; Pichiomycetes; Serinales; Debaryomycetaceae. Gene Ontology annotation, biological process: actin filament organization. The transcript has a single exon. Gene Ontology annotation, molecular function: actin filament binding.